UUUAUGAUUUUUUUAAAAUAAUCUGUGAUUAGUCUAUUAAAAUAAUCGUUCGAGGCAGCACUAAUUUCGUACCUUUUUUUAAAAAUUAUAUAUAUAUAAACGAUAAUCCUGUGCUGGUCCCCAGGUUUAUGUCAGGACCUAAAACUCUCUGUCAAUAUACUGCUUAAUGGGAUGUCCCAAAAGGGGAAAGCGGCUUUUAUUGAUGCUUUUUAGUUUUAUUUUUUGUCAAUGAAAUUCAUAAAAUUUUCAUUUUGUUAGAUUUUUUUACUCUAAAUUUGUAUUUUGUGAUGCAGUCCAGCACCACAUGUAUAGCCUGGUGUUAUGUUUGGAUCUGUCCCGGGUUAAAACAGGAGAAAAGGAACAUUUAGCCCUUCAGAAAGAGGCAGAGUUGAUCCUCCUCGUAUUGGAAGCGGUCAGACCAGUCCAGCACUCGUAACUACACGCUCGUUAACAGACGGGGAGAAGGGCGGUGGCCGGCGCGUGAAGGAUCAAAGCGUUUUUAAACGUUUUGUGGGCGGGGCUCCUACUGUAUUUACGCUGGGACCGCUCCGCCCUGCAACAAGACAUAGAAAAGUGUCUGUGGGUCGGAGGAGGAAUGGAACAAGUGGAAGGAGAUGCUGCCGACGGGCACACGUCAGUGACUCCGCCACGCGCUCUCCGUCGCCGCCUCGCGCUGUAGCAUCCAUCCAUCCUCCAUUCUGCGUAACAGGACGCGCCGCGGGUCGUUCACGCUGCUGCUGCGUCGGAGCUUCAUGGCCGCAACACUCACGAUGAGCGGCGGCGUGCAGGAGGACGUCUUCUACCCUCUGCAGAAGCCGACUCUGCCGGCCGGAUUCCCGCUGGAGGACUCGGCUUUGUUCGGCUUGGAUUGCAAGAUCCCCGACACGGAUAAAGCUGGACAUAAUGAGUACGCACAGGCAAAGUGUGAGAUGGACAGGUACCUUUCCCCUCAGCCCCCCCCCUUCCCAACACACGCCGACGCCCACCAGAAGCUGAACAGAGACGGUUCUGACCCGUUUUUCGCUGACGAUAACAGCGGUGUUCCCUACACCCUCAACAUGAAUCUUUACCUCCCUGACAUUGCUUACCUGAGGAUGGGUGUGAGUCAGCAGGUGCGCCCCCCUCACCAGAACCACGCCGGGCUGGCGCAAGUCAAGACGGAAGCCGCCUCCUCUUGCUUCUCCCCCAAUUUACAGCCUCACUGCCCCAACGCUGCCCCUACGAGCGGCUGCAGAGCAUCCCCCGGUAACGUUUCCAUGGAAACAUCCACCAUAAACAUGACGCUGACGGGUUUGCCAGACUUCACCAGUGUUUUCACCCAGUCGAGGGGCGGCCGGGGAGCUGAGUCGGCGCCCGAAGUGUUUGUCAAACAGGAAAUCCCGUCACAGUUUGACCUUCAUCACGACAACAGCAGCCCACUGUUCCAGCUCCUCAACUCAGGGUUGGAUCACCAGAACAAUGCCAUGGAGGUCCAUCAACAAAUACAGCAUAAUUCCACCACACCGGUUCACACGCCUUUCCACGAUCUGCCGGUUGCUUCCUCUACUUCCCAGCAAGAGCAGGCGGUUAAACCUGCCUACCACGGCAUGGCCAACGGGGUGUACUCGCAAUCUCACACCCAAGUCCAUCCUCAUUUCCUGCAACAGCAGGUGCCGUACCUGCCGCCCUCCCCGCCGAGCUCGGAGCCGGGCAGCCCCGACAGGCAGAAGGAGCUCCUCCACACCAUGUCUCCUCCCCCCUCGUACGCCGCCACCAUCGCCUCAAAGCUAGCAGGCGGCACUCCGGGACCCGGCAACCUGUCCAUGUCCCUCGCUUUAGGUCCCAAGCAGGUCCAAGUCCCCACAGCGUCCCCACUACAGAACCCCGUCCGCUACAACCGGAGGAACAACCCGGACUUGGAGAAGCGGCGGAUUCACCACUGUGAUUAUCCAGGCUGCAAGAAGGUCUACACCAAAUCGUCACACCUGAAAGCCCACCUCAGGACUCACACGGGUAAGAAGCCGUACCGCUGCACGUGGGACAGCUGCGACUGGCGCUUCGCUCGCUCCGACGAGCUGACCCGACACUACAGGAAACACACGGGCGCCAAACCCUUCCAGUGCGCCGUCUGCUCCCGCUCCUUCUCCCGAUCCGACCACCUCGCCCUGCACAUGAAGAGACACCAGAACUAGCACCGUUUUGCACACACCACUAACAAGCACUAUCCCGACUCACGUCAAGCACUCACUCAGUCUCCCCCCAGCCACGAUGUUGCAGAGCGUUGACGACACAGCUCCUCCUGGUGCUCGCUGAACAAUAUUUUGCAAGCCAGAGUCGGACAAUUAAACAAAACGAGGAGGAAAGAGACCAGAUUCUGGUCCGGAAAUCUUCAAAUGCUCUUGGCUUGGAUUUCUUUGGACAAAAAUAAAGGUAGCUUCUAAAUGUGUUUCCAGUCCAUAUGGACUCUUUUAUGUGACUGGAAUGUAAGCAUUUAAACACCCUCAUCUGUCAUUGUUGUAACAUAGAUUGUCUUCGAAACUAGCCAGACAAAUUCCAUGUUUACUUAAUAUUUUGUGUGUUUCUAUAACUGGAAAAUCCAGAUUCAAUUUUUAUUUUUUACUAAAUCCUUAGGUUUGCACUAGAAUCAAUCAUCUCUCAGCUUUUUUUUUGACCGUGCAACUCGAACGCCACUGGAAAUGUCAUAAUUACUGCAGGACCGGAUCGCCAAACUGUUCAGAUAUAAAAAUUUGAAGGCUUUUUAUUGUCUGGAGAUGCGAAAAGUAGAGUGAAAAUAAAUGGAGAAGUGUGGAGAGAGGGAUUUUAUUUGAUUUUAUUUUACAGGGUAGAUCUGCAGAGUCACAGAAAGAGUUGGACGGAUACUAAAGAGCAGCAAUUAAGUGAUGAAUUAUUUAGGUUGUCUUUUUGAUGGAUUUCCAUCCACAGAAUGCUUGGAGGACCCAUCGAAGUUAAGACAGAGUGGGUUGGAUUUGAUGCUUGAAUUAAGCCUUCAGAGUCGUAUUUCUGGACAAAUGUUUCACCCGGCGGUUUAUUUCCUUUAAAUGUUUUAACCAAAGUUUCAUCUGGAUCAUCACCACCUUAUUAAGUGCCUCCUUCUGUGGUUCGUGUGUUUCUUUUCUGUGGUGAAAGAGCUGCGAUUAGUGUUUUUUAGGCAGUUUGAAUCGCUCAUGGUGCUGUUUUUUUUCUUUUCCCUCCCUUUUUUUAAAAUUAAUCUCUGGAUUUGACAGUAAAACAAUAGUUUGAAGUUCAUUGUAGUGCAACUUCUCAGCUCUGGUCAUGUCACAAACAUCCAAAUGUUCUUUGUCUUUGAUUCUUUGAACAACUAAACUAGCAACUUGGCUCUAUCAGUCAAUCAAACAUGGACCAGUGCUCUGUUAAAGGACAAGUUCACUUCUUUUAAAUUUUCAGAACAUUUCCAAAACUUUGUAUUUUAAUUUAAAUACUAACAUGUAAAGUUCUCAGCUUAUUUUAUUUUUUAGCCUCAAAAACUUUUAUUUUUUUAUACAUAAAAAUACGCCUGCGCACUAAAGCGGAUCAAAAUUGUGUUCAUUGCAUUGGGUCUUAAUGUUAUUUUGUACAUAGGAAACACAAAAUAAAACGAUGGCGAAUCUGUCCUUUAACGUAUGUCUGAGUGUCCAUUUGAUGGUGUGAUUCAGCCUGCAACUAUAACUGUAUUCGUUCCUUCACUGCAGGUAGCAUAAAGAUAAUAUAGCACUGUAAUGUAUCUUGGUAAAUCUAUUUAUUUGAUUGUGCAGAUGUUGGGGUCGUAUUAAAUCAAACACCUUCCCCUCUUCAAAGAAAUAUGCCUUAAUGUAAAUAUAUGCACUGUAAAUAUAUUUUCUUUUUUUUAUUUUUUGUAAACAAAAGGGCAAAAAAAGAGGAAAUAAUGCCCUGCAUCAAAACAUAUUUGAGCCCUUUUCCCCCUCUUUGUUAUUCUAGUCCAAAUUGAUGCUAUUGUUUUAUACACUGUCCUUCCAGCAACUUAUUUUGUAGAUUGAUCUUUUUUUUUUUCCCUUCAUGGUAAACGUUCCAAAGACAAAAGUUGUUUUUUCUUCAACUGAGUGAAGCCAUUGCUAAUAAAGUCAACUGACACCUGAA
This is a messenger RNA of Oryzias melastigma (Indian medaka), 4095 nucleotides long. RefSeq names its product Kruppel-like factor 5a (gene klf5a). Gene Ontology annotation, molecular function: DNA-binding transcription factor activity, RNA polymerase II-specific; RNA polymerase II cis-regulatory region sequence-specific DNA binding. The transcript has 4 exons. The record is from RefSeq and is a predicted model, not a curated record. Gene Ontology annotation, biological process: regulation of transcription by RNA polymerase II. Bases 753 to 2171 code for a protein of 472 amino acids. Lineage: Eukaryota; Metazoa; Chordata; Actinopteri; Beloniformes; Adrianichthyidae.